CAUGCAUGCCGCACUUGUAAAUACGGCAGCUGCUAAAUCACAGUGGCACUGAGGAAGAAGAUCGAAGGUCUUCCUCGUACCAUCAAGUAAUUUUGACUCUAACUUAUGGAUCGAAGGAAAAGCCUCCGUAAUAAAGUGGCAGUCGAAGGUGAUAAUGUCAGCAGGUAUGUCCACCCUCCGGAGUUCAGGAAUAAAAAUAUGCAAAUAACAAAUUUCUCAAGCUUACCGUUACUUGCCAAUGUACGGGACUGGCUGUCCGUUGAUGAGCAAGCCAUAUUUAAGGGCACCUCAAUCGGCCAUCUACUUUCAGUGCCAGCAGAUUCCAAGUUCAGCAGCACCAUUGUGCAUUUCUUACUUUCUAGGGAGAUUCACAUUGAUGGCAAACCAGAUGAAAUGCACUUUAAGGUUGGGGGAAAAAUACUCCAUUUUGGAAAGAGAGAAUUUGCUUUGAUUACAGGUCUUAGUUUCAAGAAACCCGAGAAAGCUUUUGUAUCUCCCAGAAAUCCUUCAUCCCUGAUGAGGACCCAUUUCCCCAACCAAAAUCAUAUAAGUGGAUCAGAAGUGAAGGAUCUCCUCUCCAAAAGGAAUCCUACUUGCCCUUCUCUAGACAGGGUGAAAUUGGCAUUACUUUUGGUUGUUCACCGCUUCCUAAUGAGCCAUCAAGAUAGAGAUGCCAUAAACAUUAGGUAUUGGCAUUUAGUUGACAACUUGGAGGAAUUUAACAAGUACCCUUGGGGUGAAGUAGCAUUUAAUAGACUGAAAAAAUCUAGAUCAGCACUACUUUAUCAAGCCAACAAAGAGAACAGUGAUUCUUACAAGGGGGUUGGAAUCACACAUGCCUUGUUGGUUUGGGCUCUUGAUAUCAUGCCUGGGCUGCUGGAUCUGUGUGGACGAAAGAUAAAAAUUAGAGGCUGGCAGCCUCAUAUGCUUUGUGUAUUAUGCAUCAAAUAUCCCAUGUAUCCGCUUCUUAUUCGAACACUGGAUGUGAAUAAUGUUCAUGUCUGUUCGGAUAUAAUGUGGCAAAACGGUGAUGAAAAUCAUUUAAUCGAGCUUGGCUUAGAGGAAGGUAACCCCGAGUUAAGUCAUUUUAUCCGGACAGAGAAUGUAAUACACGAAUUCCAUGGUGAGGACUCUUUACAUGAGAGGGAAGAUGGAAAUCAAAGCGAUGAUAUCCCACGAACGGCUCCUGGAUAUCUCUCCAAAAAGAGAAAGAUAAGUAUAGAAGAGAAUGAGAAUAACAUACCCCACGCCAGUGUCAAGGACUAUCGUGGCAAGCAUGUACAAAUAGGGAAUAUGCCAUCUUGUUCUGGAUCUAAAACUACGGGCGUUGAAUCUCUUGAAGUGGGUGAGCUAUUAAAGGAACCCGUGGAUGCUGCAAUGAGUCUGUCCACUUCUAAGGGCCUGACACCUGAUUCUGCCUUGUUAAAUAUCUCGACUUCAAUAGAUGUCAUUUCUUCCCCCCCAGGGUUUACAAGGGCUUUAGCUCUGGAGAGAGUGGAAGGAUUUGAAUUUGUGGAAAACUUCAAGAUCCCAGAAGAGCAUGCAGCCUUGUAUAAGAUCAUCUAUGAGAAGUAUGGCCACAUGGCAACCAGAAAAGUCAUCAAGUUCAAUGAUGAUAUGUUACUCACAUGUGUUAUCAAUUUAUUGAAGAUCAUCUCGGCUAUGGAAAAUAUGCGAUGUUCAGAAUUGACUGAAGCGUUGCUGCAGAGAUGGGAAGGAUCCAUCAAAGAUGCUGAGGCCUUGGAAUUCAAUAUUAAGUGGCUUCGUGAAGGAUUCAAUCGACUCAAGAACCACUGGAGGUCUUCAUUUGAGAGAGAUAAUGAAGUUGAAACUGAUGCACAAGCAUUGGAUGCAAUGCAUGUUUACCUCUCAACAAGAGAAGAUGAACUUAACGCUCUAAUUUUAGAGGUAAAAGUUCAGAAAAGGAAAGCUGAAGAGACGAUUUCAUCCGAGCGAAAAGCUAUUCAAGAAAAGCUGUCUCAGAAAAUCAAAUUUCAGAAUGAGUCUGUUAUAGGGUUAGUGCUUAAUUGAUUUUGUGUACGUACUCGGUGGUUAUGAUGGGAUGAAAGUGAUAUCAGAUGUACAGUCUGUCUGUCUGUAUGUCUUGUAAAUGGGUGUAUGUUGUAGGUCUGUAAAUUGUGGCAGAUAAACUUGCCAAGUCUGGGUAGAAUGUGUCAUGUAUCCAAGCCAUGAGCCACACCGAGCCAUGGUUAACUGAGUGGCCACAAGGGUAGAGUCGGCACUAGCAGAUGUUUAACAGUAAGGUUAAGUCUUGUCCUCGAGUUCCGUGUCAUUUACUGAUGUAUCUAAGACCGUUAGUGUCUGAAAACCGAUUGGGUAUGAAAACCGAUUGGGUAUUUAUUGAACCAAUCUGUAAUCGAGAUAGUCAAUGAAUGAAAUAGUUUUUGCUU
Messenger RNA from Papaver somniferum (opium poppy), 2411 nucleotides. RefSeq lists its product as uncharacterized. The record is from RefSeq and is a predicted model, not a curated record. The coding region runs from base 106 to 2031 and encodes 641 amino acids. Lineage: Eukaryota; Viridiplantae; Streptophyta; Magnoliopsida; Ranunculales; Papaveraceae. The transcript is spliced from 7 exons.